AUGGCCCCAGCAGUCUACAGGACACUCCUGGUGCUGGCCCUGUAUGGGGCCGGCCCCUCAGGCUUACAGGCGGCGUAUUUCCUCCAGCGAGCUGGACGGGAUUACAUUGUCUUCGAGAGGAGCCACGCUCCUGGUAGCUUCUUCGCCCUCUACCCUCGCCACCGCAAGCUCAUCAGCAUCAACAAGCAGUACACAGGCAAAUCCAAUGGAGAGUUCAACCUCCGCCAUGACUGGAACUCGCUCCUCAGCCACGACCACCGGCUGCUUUUCCGACGCUACUCCCGUGACUUCUUCCCUGAUGCUGACACGAUGGUGCGUUACUUGGAGGACUUUGCUUCCCUGCUGAAGCUGCAGGUUCAGUACAACACAGCCAUUGUCCAUGUAACACUGGAGAGGGACGAUCAGGCUUGGAAUGGCCACUACUUCCCGGCGACUGACCCGGACCGAAAAUGCUAUCCCUGUUUUUGCAGCUCUUUGUUGGUCGCCACUGGAACCUGGGUCCCCAACGUGGUCAACUUUCCUGGCUCAGAAUACGUAGAAGGUUAUGAGACUGUGUCCGUCAACCCAGAGGAUUUUGCUGGCCAAACCGUGUUGAUUUUGGGCCGAGGGAACUCAGCCUUUGAGACGGCAGAGAACAUUCUGGGUGUCACGAAUUUCAUCCACAUGGUGAGCCGGUCCCGCGUGCGACUCUCGUGGGCCACCCACUACGUCGGGGAUCUGAGAGCAAUUAACAAUGGCCUGCUGGACACCUACCAGCUGAAAUCGCUGGAUGGGCUUCUGGAGGGUGACCUGGAAGAUCUGGCUAUCAUCAAGGACAAGAAAGGGAAGCUGCACAUCACACUCCGGUUCUACCUGGAGAGCAGGAACACCAGUGCAGGCAUUGACGCCAUCACCCUGCCACAGGACGAACUGGAUAAUUUUGCCACCCGAGCACCUUACGACCGUAUCAUCCGCUGCCUGGGCUGGAAGUUUGACUUCUCUAUCUACAACAGAUCCCUUAGAAUGAUGCCAGGAAAAGGGAAUAAAAAGAAGUAUCCUCAGAUCAAACCUAGUUACGAGUCCAGAGGCACUCGGGGGCUUUUUGUUCUCGGCACUGCUAGCCACUCUGUUGACUUCAGGAAAUCUGCUGGGGGCUUUAUCCAUGGAUUCCGGUAUACAACUCGUGCAGUCCACCGCCUAUUGGAAAACCGUCACCAUGGUGUCCCCUGGCCAUGCACAGUCUACCCUAUUACACAGCUGACCAAUUCCAUCAUCAAGCGGGUGAAUGAGGCCUCGGGCCUCUACCAGAUGUUCAGUGUCCUGGCUGACAUCAUACUGCUGAGAGAGAAUGCCACAGCAUUUGAAUACCUAGAAGAGUACCCAGUUGGUGUCCUGGCUGAGCUGGAAAUGCAGACAGGGAGAAAGGCUCCCAAUGGGCUGUUUGUCGUCAUCAUGGAGUAUGGGAGGAAUUUCUCUGGGGCUGACAAGGAUGUCUUCUACUACAACCGGGCCGUGGGAGAGGCACAGCAUGCCUGGCAGUCCAACUUUUUGCACCCUGUUAUUUACUAUUACAAACGCCUCCCAACAGAGCGUGAGAUGAGACUUCGGCCCCCAGAUUGGCCUCUCCCCUGCCCAGAUGCUGUCCAUCACAUUGUGGAGGACUUUCUGACAGACUGGACAGCCCCGAAUGCGCACAUCCUGCCGCUGAGGCGUUUUUUGGAGAACUGCCUCAGCACUGACCUACGCAACUUCUUUGCAGAGUCCUGUUUCCUGUUUGCCUUCACCCGUCAGAAGCUGCCUCCCUCCUGUCGGCAGGGGUAUGUGGGGAUGCAAGGGCUCGUGGGGAGCGAGGGGCUCCGGCGCCACGCGGUAGAAGCCGGCCUGCUGGAGGAUUACACUCUUACAGACGUUUCAGGAGACAGACCCCCCGAGAGCCACGAAGAGUCACAGGAUGAGCUGCUGAGAGAUCAUGCGAUACCGGUUCAUCCGCUGCAGCAUCUUGUUAAUGCCAAGGAUGAACUUUAA
Molecule: messenger RNA, 2004 nt
Organism: Phaethon lepturus (White-tailed tropicbird)
Lineage: Eukaryota; Metazoa; Chordata; Aves; Phaethontiformes; Phaethontidae
Gene: FOXRED2
Product: FAD-dependent oxidoreductase domain containing 2
Exons: 10
Coding region: 1-2004 (667 amino acids)
Molecular function (GO): monooxygenase activity; flavin adenine dinucleotide binding
Source: RefSeq, a predicted model, not a curated record